AUGGAUUAUAAUGACAAUGACCAUGAAGGCCACAAUCUUCACUUAGCUGGUGAAGAGAAUUCUAAAUUUUCUUCUGUCCUGCGACCAUUUGCUCUUCCUAAGUUUGAUUUUGAUGACAGUCUCCAAGGUCAUUUGAGAUUUGAUAGUUUAGUUGAAAACGAAGUUUUUCUUGGUAUUCCAAGUCAAGAAGACAAUCAUUGGAUUGAGGAUUUUUCACGGGGAGGCAGUGGAAUAGAUUUCAGCUCGAGUGCAACAGAAUCUUGUGCUUUGCCAAGGCACGUCAAUGUCUGGUCUGAGGCAACAUCUUCCGAAUCUGUUGAAAUGUUGUUGAAGGCAGUUGGACAAGAAGAAAUGGUGCCGGGUGAAAAUUUGAUGAAAGAGUCAGAGCCAGGUGACAUGUUGGGUAGCCCAACAAGACAAAUGGAGAACGUGGGGCAGGAUAAUACAAUUGAUGAUGUUAAUGACUUGAAAGAUUCUUCAAUAUCACCUGCUGAAGUUGAGGGGCAUAUUUCGAGGUCAAAUCAGAGUGAUGAAGUAGAAGGCGCUCAAACUGAGAUUUCUGUACAUGCUGGGGGGACAAAUGUUUCUUGUUAUGGAGUAGCUGGUGAUGGAAACAAAGGAUUUGUCUCCCUGAACUCUGAAACUUCGGAGGUUCAAUUGAAGAUAGCUUGUGAUAAUAAAAAAGAAACUUGUGGUUUGGUGAAUGAAUCUCUGUUCACUCACGUGCAACAAGAAACUGUCCCUGUUAGUCUAACUGAUGAUAAAAUUGAAAAUUCUCCCCAGAAUGUUGCUGCUUGUGCUAUGAAUUCCGUUGACCAGGAUAACUUCAGUGAUGUUGGUGUUGUAAGUUCAAGUGAUGUAGCACAUGCCAUUUCUCAGGAACAAGAGAAAGGUUGCAACCAAAAUGAAGGGAAUUUGGGUGCUGAAACUGAAGUUACUGAGUGCCAUUCUUCCCAUGAGAUUCCUUCACCAAUGGAAUUUUCAAGAGAAGAGCACUUGGUUCAAAUUUGUGUUGCUAAUUUUGCCGACGUUCCUACUGUAACGCAAGACGGCGAGUCUGUGUCCACAAAAGGUAGGUGCAAUGAGGUUGGAUUUGUUGCUGCAGGUGACAGUCAUCGUAGAACAACGGUCUUUGCACAAAGCACAGAUAUUAAGAAGUCUGAAGGCUGUAGCCCAUUUCAUGAGUCAUCUAUCUCCCUUCAGGGAGAAGCUAUUGAGCGCCUAGACGUGCUAGGUAGCGAUGCUAUUACCUCUACUGUCUCUGGAGAUACUGAGCCCAAUCAGGCACCUGCUAUCCAACCUCAUGAUAACCCGACUCAAAUUGGUAGUGAAGAUACUCAACCUGGAACUCAUAGCUCUGCCGAGACUCCACGUGUUACUUCUGAGGCAAUUUGCGAUUCUUCUGAUAAGGUUGGUGAAAGCAAUCAUGAGGAUGGUCAAGCUUACCCUGUAGAGGGUGAUUCUUGUGGGAAAAAGUCGGUGAAUGAUGAUACGAGUGGUGCUGGAGAUACUGCUGCAGCGCAGGAGAAUUUGGAGGACUGGGUGGAUCAUGCUGCCCUUCCUCUGGUAGCUGGGAGCAAGAAGACAGGCACAGAAGAUACCACCCCUAUGCAGUUGGAUGCCCGGGAAAAUGACCUGGAUCUUCCAAUCACUGAAACAGAUAUCAAGAAGUUGCCUUUUGAUUCAGGUGAUGUGUCCGGCGAUGGAAAUGAAAACGAAGUGUCCACUUUUUCAGGUGAAGGAAUUAAUGUUGGUACACCUACUAAAUCACUGCUCAAUAAUCCCGCCGAGGCUUGUCCAGCAUCAAACACAGAGGCUGAAGAUACAAAGCUGACAUCAUCGUGUGCUGAAGGUGAUGAGUUAGUUGACAGCGACAAGCAUAAGGCACCUUCUUGUGAUAUGACGUCGAGGGAUCAGAGUAAAGAAACUCAACCAAUUGCUUCAGUUUCAAUGGAACCCCUGGAGUUAAGUGAGCUUACCCAUGCUUUUGAAACUGAAAAGGGUAUACUGCCUGAUUCUGAAACCGGAGAAGCACAGGAAAGGGGUCAAUCUCUUGUAUUGGUUGAGCCUUCUAGUGGUGCUGUGCCUGAUGAAGGCCAUAAGGAGUCAAGUGAGCUUACCCCUGUUUUUGAAACUGACAAGGGUUCACUGGUUGACGUUAAAACAAGGGAAAUAGUAAAGAGAAGUGAUCAAUCUCUUCCUUUGGUAGAGCCUUCUAAUACCAUAUCUGCUGGAGGUCUAAAGGAGUUGCCUGAAAAGAUGGAUACUUCUUUCAGUGACUCGACAGCGCAAAAUAUUAAUGUUGUAGCUGCACCUACUGAAAUGGCGAUGGGAGAAGCGGGAAGAAACUCGGGAGAUUAUCCUUCUACCGUGUCAGUUGCCAGCUGUUCUAUGGAAAUGGAUAAGCCUGACCUGGUUGCUCCAACUGGCGUUAGAUGUACUGGUCAUCCAGAGAGCCUGAUAAACAAUCAGGCACCUCUUAAACAAGAUGAUGUUGAAGAUAUUGGUAAAAUCGUAAGAAAAGCAGAGAAUUCUGUAGUAAAUGUUUCGACUGAAGAAGAGGGAACCUUUACUUUUGAUGUCAGGCUUAUGGGGGUUCAUUCAACAGGAGGUUCUGGCAAGGGUUCCCAAUCAUUUUCCAAAAUUCAAGCUUGUAAACUGUCUCUGACCGGUGGAGGAUCACCUUCAACAUCUGGUAGCAACCUCACAGAUCCAGUUGCGGUGAAGGAAGUUUCUCAUGUUAGAUCUUUAACACCUCCAUCCAAAUCUGUCAAAGGUCCCUCAGAGCGUAAAACAAGACGUGCUAGUGGUAAAUCUGGUAAGGCAAGUGCAAAUAAGGGAAAUCAGGUGAAAGAAGCGACUCCUUUGGGACAGCUGCCUGAGAAAUGGGAGAAAUCAUCCCAUUUUUUGAGUCCGUUAGAGUCCAGUCAACUUGUGAAUUUUGAAAGUGCUUACAAGGCAAGGGGACCUAUUCCUAUUCCUACAUCCAGCUUGCCUGAUCUGAAUUCUUCCGUUGCAUCACCUGCAUUCUUCCAGCAGCCUUUUACAGAUUUACAACAAGUGCAACUGCGAGCACAAAUCUUCGUUUAUGGAUCUCUUAUCCAAGGAACUGCCCCUGAUGAGGCUUGUAUGGUGUCAGCCUUCGAUGGAGGCAGGAGCGUUUGGGGGCCUUCUUGGUGUGCUUGUGUUGAAAGGGUUCAUGGUCAAAAAUCCAAUGUCAAAAAUACUGAAACACCAGUGUCAUUACUAUCAGGUCCAAAAGCACAAGAUCAAACCAUCAGUCAACAUUUCCUUGAAAUUGAAGCUUUUACCCCUAUGUCUGGUCGAGCAAGUAAAAAGCCCAUUCCUUCUCCUGUUGUUAACCAGAUGCUUUCUCUUCCGUCACCCUUGUGGAAUGUAUCUACACCAUCUGCCGAAGCUUUGGCGCCAGGCAGCACCUCCAGAAGUGCUGUUAUUGAUUAUCUGACCGGUACUCCCUUCAACCCUUAUCAGACUCCACCCGUACGGAACUAUGCGCCACAUACUACUUGGUCAUCACAGGCUCCUUUCCCAGUACCCUGGCUCACCUCUUCACAAACCACUCCUUAUGAUAUCAGUACUACUUACCCUGCAUUUCCAGGCAUGAAAGAGCCUGUAAAGUUAGCUCUGAACGAAGAAUCAAUCCCAGUUGUUUCCGCCAGUACGAGUUAUGCAUCUGCUAUUUCUACUAGUCAUACCAUUGUCUCUACUAAUGCUGAGGCUCCUUCAGUUGACUUGAAAAUGUUGAAAGCAUCAAGUGGACAAACUGCUGAUGCAAAGACUAAGAAGAGGAAAAAGUCUUCUGGUGCUGAGGAUGCUGUAAGGUUAUCCGUGACCCCUUCUUUGGUACACAAUGCCUCUGCUCCUGUAGUAGCUAGUCCGUUGUCGGACAAAGGCCCUGCAGUUGAGGCUCCUAGUCAGUUCCCUUCCACAGCACGAUAUCAAGGAGACCAGAUGCAUACACAUGUUAUUAGUAGUCAUUAUUCUACAUCGGUUGCUGUGGCAACCCCUUCUAGCUUUGUGCAAAAGGGCUCUCCCUAUCAUUUCUUCCCUGUGGUCUCACCAUCAAUUGCCAAUUACCAACCCAAGGGAGGUGAUCUGAGUAUUGAUAAGAGGGCACAGAAUAUCGAGGAUUGCAGCAAGGUUGAGGAGGCUAAGUUACAAGCGCAGGAAGCUGCCACCCAAGCUGCUGCUGCAAUUAGCCAAUGUGAAGGUGUAUGGAACCAGUUGGGUGAGCAAAAACAAGCUGGCUUGACAUCAGAUGUUCAGUAUAAAUUAGCCUCUGCUGCUGUUGCUAUAGCAGCUGCUGCUUCUGUUGCUAAGGCAGCAGCUGCGGCGGCUAAAAUUGCAUCAACUGCUGCAUUCCAAGCAAAACAAAUGGCCGAUGAAGCAGUGAACACGUCUGGAGCUGUGGAUUCUACUGGACAUGACGUUAAUUUGGUGAAUGCAUCUCCCAACUCCAUUUUGAGGGGCGGGGAUUCUAACAAUGCACCUGGCUUAGCGAUAUCUGCUGCAAGAGAGGCUGCUAAGAAAAGGAUUGAGGCUGCUUCAGCUGCCACAAGGUAUGCUGAAAAUCUUGAUGCCAUUGUUAAAGCAGCAGAAUUGGCUGCAGAAGCAGUUUCGCAUGCUGGGAAGAUUGUCUCCUUAGGCGAACCGUUCUCCCUGAGCGGGCUUGCAGAAGCCGGGCCAAAUAACUACUGGAAAGUACCGCAGGUGGGUGUUGGGCCUGGUCUGAAGUCUAAUGACAAGAAGAAUAAAUCUAGCUCUAGCAAUGCUGGGAAGGUGCCCGAAGAUUGUCUGAACCGACUUGAGGAACCUGAUAAGGAUAUGUACAUUGCAAGUGAUGUUGAGCAACCCGUUCAAGAGUUAUCUGGAAAUGUGGUGGAUGAUCAUGUCACCGUAGAAGAGAACAUUAUUGACUCGGGAAAGCAUUGGGAGAACUUUAAACUUCGAAAAGAUGAAAAAGUAUCCAACUCGGCUAAUACUCCUGGUAUUUCUCACCCCGAUAUCGAGUCAAGAUCGACUUCACAUGUCUUAUCAAGCAUUAAAGAGGGUUCCUAUGUAGAGGUUCUAAAAGAUUGUGGUGAUUCGAAGAAGGCCUGGUUUUCAGCUAAUGUACUGAGUUUGAAGGAUAAUGAAGCCCUUGUUUCGUAUAAUGGGCUACAAUCUGCUGAAGGGUCUGCACAACUGCAGGAGUGGGUAUCAGUAGAAGCCAAAGACGGUCAGGCACCAAAAGUGCGCAUACCCCAUGAUAUGACAGCGUUGCAGUUUGAAGGAACAAGGAAGAGACGUCGAGCUGCUGCCAAGGACUACAAUUGGUCUGUUGGAGACAAAGUUGAUGCAUGGGUUCAAAAUUGCUGGCGUGAAGGAGUUAUUGCUGAAAAGAGCAAAAAGGAAGCAACUGGACUAACUGUACAUUUUCCAGAGCAAGGGGAUUCAUCAACUGUCAAGGUUUGGGAUCUUCGGCCAACCUUAAUUUGGGGUGAUGGCCAAUGGACAGAGUGGCAUAGAGCAGGGCUGGGUCCCGCUUCUCAGGGAGAUUCACCAGCAGAAAAGCGUCCAAAAUUGGGAGGCAGCAGUAUUGAAGCAAAAGGAAAGACCAAAGUGGCCGAAAGUACUGAUUUUGCUGAACCUCAGAGAAAUGAAGUAUCAAGACUGCCUUUGUCUGCGAAUGAGAAACUUUUUAGUAUUGGCAGUACAAAAUCGGAGGAAAAUAAGCCCAACAUGGUGAGGACAAAGAGGCCUGGUGUAGAAAAGCAACCAGGAUCGAGGGUUGUAUUUGGUGUCCCUAAGCCUGGCAAGAAGAGAAAGUUCAUGGAAGUCAGCAAGCACUACACUUCUGACAGGGUUGCCAAAACUAAUGUGUCUGAUGACUCGAUGAAAUUAUCUCAACCUUUGGCUCCUGCGGGAUCUGGGCCUAGAGGCUUCAAGCAUAACUCCAAGUCUGAUCUCAAGGACAAACAAGCUCCUGAGUCUAGACCGAGAUCUAUCAAGUCCGGAAGGCCGCCAAGUGUCCCAAGUAGGACUUCAGUGCAGAAAGAUGACUCAACCUCAUCGCAACCUAAUGCACGCAGUACUCGUGGAUUGGGUACUGGGAAGGGCUCUGUUAGCAGCAAUGAUAACGAAUCAGGUGAGAGAAAUUCUGGUGAACUUAAUUCAUCCACAAAAGUUGGAGGGGCCUCUGCUGGCUCUAUUGUGUUUACUUCUCAAGCUCGUACAAAAGAUAAUCGCAAGAAAACAGCAAGAAGGGAUUCCAGAUUUGAUCGGCUACACCGAGGGAGGCCCGCGCUUGCUAGCGAGAGAUCAGCAGACAAUGAAUCGAACGUAAAUUUAAUCCCUGAAGUUUCUGAACCCCGUCGAUCAGUUCGUCGUAUUCAGCCAACUUCAAGGCUACUGGAAGGGCUACAAAGUUCACUGCUAAUCUCAAAAUUUCCUUAUGAAAAAACCCUCAAGAGCCAGAAUAAAGUCGCAAACAAAGGGAACAAUAGUCGUGGUUGA
This is a messenger RNA of Striga hermonthica, 6516 nucleotides long. The record is from the annotation of a GenBank genome assembly. NCBI's taxonomy places the organism in Eukaryota, Viridiplantae, Streptophyta, Magnoliopsida, Lamiales, Orobanchaceae.